GGUUCCGUUUCCGGCUGGCUGAGUACUGGGGUCCAGAAAGUGAUCGCUGCCGUGGUCGCCAUGGGGAAGUCGGAUUUUCUUACUCCCAAGGCUAUCGCCAACAGGAUCAAGUCCAAGGGGCUGCAGAAGCUACGCUGGUAUUGCCAGAUGUGCCAGAAGCAGUGCCGGGACGAGAAUGGCUUUAAGUGUCAUUGUAUGUCCGAAUCUCAUCAGAGACAACUAUUGCUGGCUUCAGAAAAUCCUCAGCAGUUUAUGGAUUAUUUUUCAGAGGAAUUCCGAAAUGACUUUCUAGAACUUCUCAGGAGACGCUUUGGCACUAAAAGGGUCCACAACAACAUUGUCUACAACGAAUACAUCAGCCACCGAGAGCACAUCCACAUGAAUGCCACUCAGUGGGAAACUCUGACUGAUUUUACUAAGUGGCUGGGCAGAGAAGGCUUGUGCAAAGUGGACGAGACACCAAAAGGCUGGUAUAUUCAGUACAUAGACAGGGACCCAGAAACUAUCCGCCGGCAACUGGAACUGGAGAAAAAGAAAAAGCAGGACCUUGAUGAUGAAGAAAAAACUGCCAAAUUUAUUGAAGAGCAAGUGAGAAGAGGCCUGGAAGGGAAGGAACAGGAGGUCCCUACUUUUACGGAAUUAAGCAGAGAAAAUGAUGAAGAGAAAGUCACGUUUAAUUUGAGUAAAGGAGCAUGUAGCUCAUCCGGAGCAACAUCUUCCAAGUCAAGUACUCUGGGACCGAGUGCACUGAAGACGAUAGGAAGUUCAGCAUCAGUGAAACGAAAAGAAUCUUCCCAGAGCUCAACUCAGUCUAAAGAAAAGAAGAAAAAGAAAUCUGCACUGGAUGAAAUCAUGGAGAUUGAAGAGGAAAAGAAAAGAACUGCCCGAACAGACUACUGGCUACAGCCUGAAAUUAUUGUGAAAAUUAUAACCAAGAAACUGGGAGAGAAAUAUCAUAAGAAAAAGGCUAUUGUUAAGGAAGUAAUUGACAAAUAUACAGCUGUUGUGAAGAUGAUUGAUUCUGGAGACAAGCUGAAACUUGACCAGACUCAUUUAGAGACAGUAAUUCCAGCACCAGGAAAAAGAAUUCUAGUUUUAAAUGGAGGCUACAGAGGAAAUGAAGGUACCCUAGAAUCCAUCAAUGAGAAGACUUUUUCAGCUACUAUCGUCAUUGAAACUGGCCCUUUAAAAGGACGCAGAGUUGAAGGAAUUCAAUAUGAAGACAUUUCUAAACUUGCCUGAGUUUGAAAAUUUGUUAACAAUACAUUAAAAUCUUAAAGCAUCAAAUUGGUGUUCGCCAAGGCAUUAUGAGACUCUACUGUGUUAGGGUAUAUUCUUUUGUAUAAAACAAACAGGUUUUUGAAAAUAUUACUGUAUAGUUGUUCAGCUAAACUUUGAGAAGAAUUUAAUUAUGUCUCAUGAGGUAUCAAACUAUGUAAUUUUGUCCUUGUUAUUUUUGUUUCCUUUGUAAUUUACUUGAUGAGUUUAUAUCUUCAUUAAAGAAUGUUAUUAUAAAGUGUUUUAUCUAUGACAAUUUAGAAUCAUGUAAUUGGAGGAAAUCCUUCAUACACUCUAUAUUUUCAGUAGUAGAGUAGUAAAGUUGAACUCUAAGUGUGACUAAAUUUUAAAUGUCAAACUAUAAAUAUAGAAGCAGCUUUAUUGUGGUAAUAAUUCAUAUACCAUACAGUUCACUCAUUUAAAAUAUACAUACAAUUCAGUGGUUUUUAGUAUUUUUGCAGAAUUGUGCAGCCAUCACCACUGUCUGAUUUUAAAACACUUUCAUACCCCAAAAUGAAACCCUUUAAUAGUCAAUCGCUAUUUUUCCCCUCUGCCCUAGCCCUAGACAGCCACUAAUGUACUUUCUGUCUCUAUGGAUUUGCCCUUUCUGGACAUUUCUUAUAAAUGGAAUCAUAUAAUAUGUGAUCUUUUAUGACUGGCUUCUUACACUUAGCAUCAUGUUUUCAAGGUUUAUCCAUGCAGUAGCAUGUAGGCGUGCUUCAUUUGUUUUUAUGGCUGCUUAAUAUUCCACUGUAUGGAUGUACCGUAUUUUGUUUGUCCAUUCAUCAGCUGAUAAACAUUUAGAUUGUUUCUACUUUUUGGCUAUUGUGAAUAAUGCUGCCAUGAUCACCCAUUUACAGGAUUUUAUGUGAACAGAAGCUUUCGCUUCUGCCAAACUCUUCCAGAGCAGCUAUACCAUUUUACAGUCCUACCAGCAAUGUUGAACUAUAGUUUUAUUUGUUUUUAAUUUUUUUACUUUUAGAGACAUGGUCUCACUGUGUUGCCCAGGCUGCUGUCAAACUCCUGGGCUCAAGUGAUCCUCCUGCCUCAGCCUCCCAAAGUGCUAGGAUUGCAGGUGUGAGCCACAGCACCCUGCCUAACCAUACAGUUUGAAAUAAGUAGGGCAGUGUAUUAUUAGGGAAUGCAAAAGACAGGAAACCCACAUUUGCCUGUGCCAAAGGAAAAACGAAGGGAUAUUUGUAGUGCACAUGACUGAAAGGAGCAGACGCUAGCUUCCAGGGCAGCGGGACCGGGUGUGAACAGCCUUCCCUGGGCUUCCGCUCUGUCUCUGGCUCCUGUGCUGGCUCUCUACAUUUACAUUCUUGAGCACUCUAGGUUUACAUCUUACCCUUCAGCAGCACCGGGAAGAGAGAGAUGAUCUAUCUUUUCUUUUUCUUUUUUUUUUUUUUUCUGACACAGAGUCUCACUCUGUCACCCAGGCUGAUUGCAGUAGUGCAAUCUCGGCUCACUGCAACCUCCACCUCCCGGGUUCAAGCCAUUCUCCUGCCUCAGCCUCCUGAGUAGCUGGGACUACAGGCAUGCGCCACCACGCCCAGCUAAUUUUUGUAAUUUUAGAAGAGAUGAGGUUUCACCAUGUUGGCCAGGAUGGUCUCGAUCUCUUGACCUUAUGAUCUGCCCGCCUCAGCCUCCCAAAGUGCUGGGAUUACAGGCAUGAGCCACUACGCCUCUUUUUUUUUGUUCUGUUUUUUGAGAUAGGGUCUUGCUCUGUCAUCCAGCCUGGAGUGCAGUGGCACAAUCAUGGCUCACUGCAGCCUCGUCCUCCUGGGCUUAGGUCAUUGAUUCUCCCACCUCAGCCUCCCGAGUAGCUGGGACUACAGGCAUGCACUACCAUGCCUGGCUAAUUUUUUUGAUUUUUAGUAGAGAUGAGGUCUUGCUAUGUUGCCCAGGCUGGUCUCAAACUCUUGAGCUCAAGCAAUCCUCCUGCCUCGGCCUUCUAAAAUGUUGUGAUUACAGGUGUGAGCUACCACGCCUUGCCUGAGUUGAUCUUCUACAAGAGUUCAAACAAAAAACAGACCAUACCAGGAUGAUCACUUCAAACAUGAGGAUGGGUAUAAGCUGACGUCAGACACAGGUAUGGUGCCAAACCCUGGGAUCUCUCUCUUUAACUGAGAGUCAGGGAGGGCUGAUUGCUUCUAUUCUCAGAAGAUGGGAGAACGUAUGCUGUUAGCAGAAAUGUAAGAGGCAGUAAAGAAAUACUAAUAGGAUGAUGGCAGAAGCUUUACAGAAAAUGUUCCUCAGGGAUGAAUUAAGGUUUUUCCAAAGUAACCUGACAGCACAUUAUGGAAAGCAACUGGGUUUUGGGUGUGGGCAGUCUUUAGAUCAAAUUCUGGCAGUUCUGUUCAUUGGCUUUGUAAUAUUAGAAUGUUAAUGUUCUUGAAUUGCAAUGUUUUUAAUGUAUAAAUUGUCAAAAUGUUUUUCAGCAGGGUUGAUGGGAGACCUACAGAAAAUACAUAUAAAUCAUCAGACAUGAAGUCCAGCACAUAGUAGGUAUUGAAUAAAUGGCAGUGAGUGGUCAUGUCCAGAAAUGAAGCCAAGAAGUUGAGCCUGGACUACUAAGAAUCUGGUCUGAAGAAUUUCAAAAAGGAGAAUGGUUCUCCCUGAUAACAAAUAGUGAUGAGUAAAACCAGACAAAUUACAUAUGCCUCCCCCAAGUAUGUACGUUUGGAAUCAACUUGGUGGUUUUCUUCAGAGAAAAAAUGUUUCAUGUCUGCCUCCCACAUUUAAUUCUCCAACGUCUUUCUGAAAUUAUUUCAGAAUGAAAUGAGGCAGCAUACUUGAGGUUAAAUUCAAUAAAAAAUAUCUGAAGCAUAAAAAUACGAUUAUAGACUUCACAGUAGUUUUUUCCCUCUGAGUCUGUAGAACUUGAUAGAGUUUAUGCUAAGCAAAAUGACUGCAGAUAACUAACAACAGGUCUCAUAUUAGACUUUGAUUUUUGAAGUAUCAUAAGCUAUUUUUCUUUAUUUCAAACAUAGACUUUACUUUUUAGAGCAGUCUCUGUGGGUUUUGACAAAUGUAUAAUGACAUGCAUCUGCCACUGUAGUAUCACACAGAACAGUUUCACUGCCCUAGAAGUUUCCUGUGUUCUGUCUGUUCCCUGUCUCCCCCCAAAUCCCUGCUGACCGCUGAUCUUUUUACUGUCUCCCUAGUUUUGUCUCCAUCGAAGGUCAUAUAGUUGGAGUCACACAGGGUGUAGCUUUUUCAGAUUGGCUUCUUUCACCUGGUAGAACAUAUGCAUGUAAGGUUCCUCCAUGUUGUUUUGGUUAGGUUUUUGUGGCUCGAUAGCGCACUUCAUUUUAGCACUGCAUAUUCUAUUGUCUGAAUGCACCACAGUUUAUGCACUCACCUACUGAAGGAUAUCUUGGUUGCUUACAAGGUUUGGAAAUUAUGAGUAAAGCUGCUACAAACAUCUGUGCGCAGGUUUUUUGUGGAUAGACGUUUUCAACUUAUUUACGUAACGACCAAAGAGCACAAUUGCUGGAUCAUAUGCCAGGAGUCUUCUGAGAAACUACCAACCUGUCUUCCAGAGUGACUGUACCAUUUUGUAUUCAAACGAGCAGUGAAUGAGAGUUCCUGCUGCUCUGCAUCUCCGUCAGCAUUUGAUGUUGUCAGUGUUCUGGAUUUUGGCCAUCUUAAUAGCUGUACAGUGGGAUCUUGUCAUUGCUUUAAUUUGCAUUUCUUUGAUGAAGUAUGAUGUGGAGCAUCUUUUCAUGGGCUUAUUUGCCACCUGUAUAUCUUCUCUGGUGAGAUGUCUUUCAGGUUUUUUGCCCAUUAUUUAAUUGGGUUACUCAUUUUCUUAUUGUUGAAUUUUAAGAGUUGUUUGUAUAUUUCAGUUGUGUUCUUUAUCGAAUGUGUCUUUUGCAAGUAUUUUCUCUCAGUCAGUGGCCUGUCUUCUCAUUUUGUUUUAAGCUAUUCUUUUUUAACACCCCAAGAUUUUCAUCGUUACUUUUUUUUUUUUUUUUUUUUUUUUUUUUUUUUUUUUUUGAGACGGAGUCUCGCUCUGUCGCCCAGGCCGGACUGCGGACUGCAGUGGCGCAAUCUCGGCUCACUGCAAGCUCCGCUUCCCGGGUUCACGCCAUUCUCCUGCCUCAGCCUCCCGAGUAGCUGGGACUACAGGCGCCCGCCACCGCGCCCGGCUAAUUUUUUGUAUUUUUAGUACAUCGUUACUUUUAAGACCACUGUGCACACAUAAAAUACUAAAAGCUAAACUUAAUAUCUGCAGGUAGAAGUUUUAAAUUCAAGAUUUUAACCAAAUAACAGAGUUAAUGCUAAAAUCUCACUUUUGAAGUUUAUGUUGAAUAUUAGCAUUCUAAUAUUUAAUAUUUUUCUAUUUUUGAAAUAGGAAAUGGAAAAGAUGCAGUAGGUUUUUCAAAAGGGUAUCAUAGGUGAGCACUUCUUAUAGAAGAAGAAAACUAAGAGGUAGUGCUAUUUACCUCUUCAGCACUAAGUUUAUCUUUAUUUUUAUUUAUUUCUAUAAAGAGAUGGGAGUCUCACUGUGUUGCUUAGGCUGGUCUUGAACUCCUGGCCUCCAGUGAUGCUCCUGCCUUGGCCUCCGAGAGUGCUGGGAUUAUAGGCAUGAGGCACCACACCCAGCCAGUAAUCUUUAGCUUCUAGAAACAAUCAGAUUUCCUUAAGAUUUUGCAAUUAGGUUUAGAGGAGCUCACUUGCUUUUUCAAAUAUGGGUUGGAUAUGUCCAAAAAAAGAGUUUUGCCUCUACAAUGAAAAAUGAUUUUUACCAGAUUAUGGAAAGGAAGAUUCAUAAAAAUGUGCCUUUAAAAAGCUUUUUUAAAGUGCAAGUUCACCAAUUUGACUUUUGAAAAUACGUUCAUUUUAGGAAUUGAUUUUUUAAGGAAAGUUGUAAACACAGCAAAGCACAGAAUUACACUGGUUCAGACUUGCAUCUUAGCACCAAAAUCCACUAUACAAAUGCAGACAGCAUAAAGUAACCUAGUUUCGCUUUAAAUUUGUUGCUUAUUUUAUUCUCCCUUAUAAAUGUCAUUGGUCUUUUGUUAGAACAUAAUUUACUACUUUAUUUUGAAAUAAAGUCUAAGAUUUAGCAUGUAA
Molecule: messenger RNA, 6360 nt
Organism: Homo sapiens (human)
Lineage: Eukaryota; Metazoa; Chordata; Mammalia; Primates; Hominidae
Gene: KIN
Product: Kin17 DNA and RNA binding protein
Exons: 13
Coding region: 61-1242 (393 amino acids)
Biological process (GO): DNA damage response; DNA replication
Cellular component (GO): cytoplasm; nucleus
Molecular function (GO): double-stranded DNA binding; DNA binding
Source: RefSeq, marked reviewed